AAAAUAAAAGAAGAGUCUAAAAAAGGAAGUCCCUUUCAGCCAAGGAAAAUUAAACACCGUGGACCAAGUUGGAAACGUGAUGGAAGCUAGCUUGUCUCAGGAAAUAAUUACUAAAAGAAGACCUUUGCACUCUCUCUUAUUCAAAUUGAGAGAUUACACAACUUGUGGCAAUCCAUCCAUUAUCAUACUGAGAAAUAUUCUGCCGCCUUCUCUGUGCAGAAACUUCCUAUUUUUAUCACACACAUAAGAGAGAAAUUAAGAGAGAAGGAGUGAGAUGGCUUAUGCUGCUAUUACUUGUCUUAUGAGAACCAUUAACCAAUCAAUGGAACUUACUGGAUGUGAUUUGCAACCGUUCUAUGCAAGGCUUGAAUCCCUGAGAGCUAUUCUGGAUGAAUCCUGCAAUUUAACGGGCGAUCUCGAGGCAUUAACAAGCUUGGAAGCUGAAAUCGCAGAACUAGCAUACACAACAGAAGAUACGGUUGACUUAGAAUCAAGAAAUGUUUUUUUAGCACAAAAUGUGGAGGAAGGAAGCAGAGCAAUGUGGGAGCUCUUUUUCCUCUUGGAACAAGCACUAGAAUGCAUUAACUCCACCAUGAAACAGUACAACAGCAUGAAAGAUCUAAAACCACAAACUUACUCUCUUUCCAGUAUACCUGAGCAUGCUGUGGAGCGGCCCGAGAAUAUAAUGGUUGGCUAUGAAAAUGCAUUCGAGAUGAUGCAGGAUCAACUUUCUGGAGGAGAAAGGGAACUAGAAGUUGUCUCAAUCGUAGGGAUGGGGGGCAUAGGCAAGACAACUUUGGCUACAAAACUCUAUAGCGAUCCAUGCAUUAUAUCUCGAUUUGAUAUUCGCGCAAAAGCUACUAUUUCACAAGAGUAUUGUGCGAGAAACGUACUCCUAGCCCUUCUUUCUUCUACAAGUGAUGAACCUUAUGAUCAACUGGCAGAUCGACUACAAAAGCUUCUAAAAGUCAAGAGAUACUUGAUAUCCAUUGAUGACAUAUGGACUACAAGAGAUUGGGAUGAUAUAAAAUUAUGUUUCCCAGACUGUAAUAAUGGAAGCCGAGUACUCUUGACUACUCGGAAUGUGGAAGUGGCUGAAUAUGCUAGCUUAGGUAAGCCUCCUUAUCACAUGCGUCUCAUGAAUUUUGAUGAAAGUUGGAGAUUAUUGUAUCAAAAGGUCUUUGUGAAAGACUCUUUUCCCCCUGAAUUUGAAUGGCUUGGGAUACAAAUUGCAUACAAAUGCGGAGGAUUGCCUCUAGCAAUUGUUGUGAUUGCCGGGCUUCUCUCCAAAAUUGGCAAAGCAUUGACUGAGUGGCAAAGUGUUUGCGAGAAUGUAAGUUCAGCAGUAAGCUCAGAUCCUGAAGCCCAAUGCAUGAGAGUCUUGGCUUUGAGUUAUUGUCAUUUGCCUUCUCGCCUAAAACCGUGCUUUCUACAUUUUGCAAUUUUCCCAGAGGAUGAACUUAUUUCUGCAGAUAGACUUGUGGAGUUAUGGGCUGCAGAGGGAUUUUUAAAUGUAGAAGAGUUGAAAAGUAUAGAAGAGGUGGCAGAAACAUGUCUAAACGAACUUAGAGAUAGAAGUUUAGUUUCUGUCCACAAAUUGAGUUUUGAUGGAAAAAUAGAGAGUUGUCGAAUGCAUGAUGUGACCCGUGAGCUCUGUUUGAGGGAAGCUCGAAAUGUGAAUUUUGUGAAGGCUGUAGGGGGAAAGAGUAAUCAAAUUCCUUGUCCGCAAUCCAUGCAGUGCUCCUCUAAGAGUCGAGGUCGGAUCGGUAUCCAUAGUAGGGAAGAAUUCUCUGGGUGCCGUAACAGUGAGGCCCAUACUAUUAUCAUGUUUGGUAGCUCCCGAUUCCUCAUGCAGGAGUUCCAUUUCAAGCUAGUAAGAGUACUAGAUCUUACUCUAAUUAAAUUUCCAAGUUUUCCCAGUUGGAUACUACAUUUAAUUCACUUGAGAUACCUAGCUUUUUGUCUUUAUCCUCUCUUAGAGCUGUGUCAAAGAUCCAAAGAAAAGGUUCCCUCAUCAAUAAUAGACGUUCCCUCAUCAAUAAUAGACAUUCCUCCAUCGAUAUCAAGCCUAUGUUAUCUGCAAACUUUUAUACUUUAUGAUACCAGUGACCAUAAAUAUCCUUUUAUAUUACCAUCAGAAAUUUUGACGAUGCCGCAAUUGAGGCACCUCCAUUUGGACUGGAAUUACUUGCGGUAUUAUGAGCCUACAGAGAAAAGUUUUGUUUUGAAAAAUUUGCAAUGUCUCUUUGGAUGGAAUCCUUUGUAUUGUACUGGGUCUGCAUUUAGACUAUUUCCCAAUCUAAAGAAGUUGCAAAUUAGUGGCGCCCCAGAAGACUUUCGUAUUCGCAAGGAUCAGUGUGAUUUUCGCUACUUACAUCAGCUCGAGGAAUUGGAAUUUAAUCUUAGUAAUCCAUUAUUUGACGGCUUUCUAGAAAGAAUUACACCUUCAGGUUCUACUCUGCAAAAUCCUCUAAGGUUUCAGUGCAGAGUGCUAGGUGCUUUUCCAACUCUGCCCCUACCUCCGCCAGAUGCUUUUCCACAAAACCUUAAGGAUUUAACUUUUAAAGGAACUUUCUACUUGCCAAGGAAGGAUCUGAGCAUUGUUGGUAAAUUGCCCAAACUCGAGUCCCUUCAACUAGAAGGUGUCUGGUUAGCUUGGGAGUGGGAAGUAGCUGAGGAAGGGUUUCCUCUCUUGAAGUCCUUGAAACUGAGCAAAUUGUAUAUACGGAACUGGAGAGCAAACGAUGAUCACUUUCCAUGCCUUGAACGCCUAUUUCUUGAAGAUUGCCGGUUUUUGGAUUCAGUCCCUCAAGAAUUUGCAGAUAUAACCACACUUAGUCUAAUUGAUAUAAAUGGAUGUCCAUAUUCUGUUGGGAGUUCCGCCAAGCAGAUUCAACAGGACAUUCAAGACAAUUAUGGAGGUUCUAUUGACGUCCAUAUUCGUCAUCCUGUCAACUGGUGAUGAUCUUAAGGUGUUCUGCGGAUUAUCCAGUUCUCUGAAAGAAAUAUCAAUUGAGAAAUCAAAUGUGUGUGGUGUAGUUUUUGUUUAUUUUCAUUUUCUUUCAAUAAUUUUAGAAUAGGAGGCAGGAUGAUUGCAAAUGGCUUGUAAUUUAAUUUAUGUGAUCUUUAGUAUAGCUGUUUGUCAGUGUUUUUGUAAAUACUCCAAAUAUUAUGUUCAUAUUGUAUGUGCCAGAACAGGCUCCAUUCCGCAAA
Molecule: messenger RNA, 3213 nt
Organism: Lycium barbarum (goji berry)
Lineage: Eukaryota; Viridiplantae; Streptophyta; Magnoliopsida; Solanales; Solanaceae
Product: putative late blight resistance protein homolog R1A-10
Exons: 2
Coding region: 275-2962 (895 amino acids)
Biological process (GO): defense response to other organism
Molecular function (GO): ADP binding
Source: RefSeq, a predicted model, not a curated record